ACCAGGCCUGGUAACUCACUGAGAGACAAGCUUUGGGGACAAGGCAUCGGCGACCUGCCUUUUUGUGUGACUCUGAUAUUUUUUUCCCCCCCUGCUGCGGCGACAGAGAAGAGAAGCUUUAGAGAAUGGCAUCGACUGGGCUGCAGAUGUUGGGCAUGGUCCUGGGCAUCAUCGGGUGGAUCGGCGCCAUCAUAACGUGCGCCGUCCCCAUGUGGAAGGUGUCGGCUUUCAUCGGCAACAACAUCGUUACGGCCCAGAUAAUCUGGGAGGGCAUCUGGAUGAAUUGCGUGGUCCAGAGCACCGGGCAGAUGCAGUGCAAGGUCUACGACUCCAUGCUGGCGCUACCCCAGGACCUGCAGGCCGCCCGCGCCCUCAUCGUCAUCGCUAUCGUGAUCGGAAUCCUAGGCAUGCUGUUGGCCAUUGCCGGUGGAAAGUGCACCAACUGCGUGGAGGAAGAGUCUUCCAAGGCAAAGGUGGCCAUCGGUGGCGGCGUGAUCUUCAUCAUCGCUGGAGUCCUCUGCCUCAUCCCGGCGUGCUGGGCGGCUCACACCAUCAUCCAGGACUUCUACAACCCUCUGGUGGUCGCCGCGCAGAAGAGGGAGAUCGGCGCUUCGAUCUACAUCGGCUGGGCUGCUGCCGCCCUCAUGAUCAUCGGAGGAGGCCUUCUCUGCUGUGGAUGUCCUCCCAAGGAGAAGAGCGCCUACGCUGCCAAGUACAGCGCUGCCAGGUCGACAGCUUCGGGGGCCAAGGAAUUUGUUUGAGGGGAUGACGGCUGGAUUCUAUGCCUUUUCGACACGGCCUCCUUUGGACUCCAUUGAUCACGUAUGUUUGCCUCGACCAAAGGAUCAUUCCAGAGCCUUAAAAUAAAAUGGGACUGUAAGAAUGGACUGUCAGAGAGAUAUCUACUGGUUACAUUCCAUAUUAAUUACAACAAGGGUGUGAUACUUUGUGUAUGUGUGCCCUGACUGGGGCGGUGACUGAUGUUGUGUUUCAAUAACUAAGCAAAUCUUAAGCUGCACAGAGUUUUAUGUGCAACUGACUUCUUUACUGUAUAUAGUUUUGUAAUUUUUAACCCUGGAAUGCCUUUAUACUGAGAAAAUGUUUACAUGUUUGUAAAACACCCAAAACGGCUUGACUUGAUGUCAUAAUAUUGAUCUUUUUUUUACAUUCUUCAAGCAUUUAUUGGUUGGUUAAGUGGCAAUAAAUGUAAAUAAAUGUUUUUUUUCUAAAAUACAUAUUUCACGUCUAUAUUUGUGAUGCAUCCAUUGUAAAUCUAUCUGUAACAGCAGAAAGGUAGGUCUCGAAUGUUUUUCUAAAAUAUGACUGAUCCAACAAAGAAUGGAAACAAAGAUUAUUGUUUCACAGCAAUUGCAUGGACAUUAAAAACACUGCUUGUUGAAAGCAUGAAAAGUAUGAAAAUACAUCGAAAGACAUCAGAAGCAUGUAUCUCAAAUUCCCACCUGAUUGUCACAUAAUGAGCUCAUUUUACAAACCAUGGGUGUCAAGUUACCAACCCCUUUCUGCUUAAAAAGACCGAUACGAUCAGCGGCAUCGGCAGCAGAAGUUUCAAGGGUUUCCGUGAAUGAUGGGAGUUGUCCACUCCCAGGGCGGAGCCUCCAAAAGUCGGGUUCAGGUGAACGAAACAGUGUCUCAUUUCUCAGUGUCUUGUCAGAAGUAUGAAUGCUUAAAAAAGUGUUGGUAUUUUGCACAACUGUUGUCAGUCUCUUCUUUACAUCACCCCUUUCUUUGAGCUUUGGUGAAGGAUCACCAGGAUUCAGUCAGAAAUGCCGUGAAAUAAUGUGACAAUUUCAAACUGAAAAAUAAUCUUGCAUGAUAAAUUCUAUACUAAAAGGCCAUUUCAAAAUUAUAUCUGUAUUUUAAAUAUUGUUAUUUUUAUGGUAAAAAUAAAAGGCUGAUGCUUUGCUGGUUAA
Molecule: messenger RNA, 1931 nt
Organism: Paramormyrops kingsleyae
Lineage: Eukaryota; Metazoa; Chordata; Actinopteri; Osteoglossiformes; Mormyridae
Source: RefSeq, a predicted model, not a curated record